AUGUUUAUGAGGUUAAGCUCAAACACAGCUUUGAGAAGCUUUGGAGCUUCUGUAGCCAGACCUACAGUCAGAAGUUUUAGUACGUCUACAGGCACUGCUAAUAAAAUAUUCAGCAAUUCAGUAAAUAAAUAUCAUAUUUUUCACAAAUAUCAGCAAUUAAACCAGAAAAGGCUUGCGGCAUCAUAUAAGGGAGGGGAUCUCCUCAAGAAAUUUACCGAUAACCACGCACAUCAGCUGGUGGAUGUCUCCAAAGUGUUAGUGAUUGGAUCCGGAGGUCUUUCCAUUGGCCAGGCAGGUGAAUUCGAUUAUUCGGGAUCCCAAGCCAUAAAAGCUUUGAAAGAAGCACAUAAGAAGUCAAUUCUUGUGAAUCCAAACAUUGCAACAAACCAAACAUCUCAUGCAUUGGCAGAUGAAGUGUAUUUCCUUCCGGUCACACCAGAAUACGUCGAGUAUAUCAUAGCUAGAGAAAGACCGGAUGGAAUAUUACUCACGUUUGGAGGUCAGACAGGCUUGAAUGUUGGUAUCCAACUAGAUAAAAAGGGUGUUUUCAAAAAGUAUGGUGUCAAAGUUCUUGGAACACCUAUUAAGACCUUAAUUACUUCUGAAGAUAGGGAACUUUUUGCUGAGGCAUUGAAAGAAAUAAAUAUUCCAAUUGCCGAAUCUGUGGCUGUUGAAACUGUUGAUGAUGCAUUGAAAGCUGCAGCAAAAAUUGGAUAUCCAGUUAUUUCUAGGUCAGCAUACUCUUUAGGAGGUCUUGGUUCUGGAUUUGCGAAUAAUGAAGAAGAAAUGAGGAAUCUGGCUUCUAAGUCACUUUCGCUCUCUCCACAGAUUUUGAUUGAGAAAUCUAUGAAAGGAUGGAAAGAAGUCGAGUAUGAGGUUGUCAGAGACAGAGUGGACAACUGCAUUACUGUUUGCAACAUGGAAAAUUUUGAUCCGUUGGGAAUCCACACAGGUGAGUCUAUCGUUGUGGCCCCAUCUCAAACUCUUUCCGAUGAGGAAUAUCACAUGUUAAGAUCAGCUGCAAUAAAGAUUAUUCGCCAUUUAGGUGUUGUGGGAGAAUGUAAUGUUCAAUAUACCCUUAAUCCAAACAGUCUUGAAUAUAAGGUGAUUGAAGUGAAUGCCAGGUUAUCCAGAUCCUCGGCAUUGGCUUCCAAGGCUACUGGUUAUCCAUUGGCAUACACUGCUGCAAAGAUUGGUCUUGGCUAUACGUUACCAGAACUUUCGAACCCAGUUACAAAGACCACUACAGCCAACUUUGAGCCUUCAUUGGACUAUAUUGUGACGAAGAUUCCAAGAUGGGACCUAAACAAAUUCCAGCAGGUGAAGAGAAAUAUUGGAUCUUCCAUGAAAUCUGUUGGUGAAGUUAUGGCAAUUGGACGGACUUUCGAAGAAUCUCUUCAGAAAGCAAUCAGAGAGGUUGAUCCUCAGUAUGUCGGAUUCCAAGGUGGUGAGUUUGAUGAUUUGGAUGAUGCCCUUUCCAAUCCAACAGACAGAAGAUGGCUUGCGGUCGGAGAAGCUAUCUUGAACAGAAACUAUUCUGUUGAUAAGGUCCAUGAAUUAACCAAGAUUGAUAAAUGGUUCUUGUACAAGCUUAAGCAUAUUGCGGAUACACAACAUGAGAUGGAAGCAAUUGGAUCAUUAGAAAAACUUGACGAGUCUUUGCUUAGUAAGGCUAAGAAGCAAGGGUUCUCAGAUGCUCAGAUUGCAACUGCCGUCAAGUCCACAGAUUUGGAAGUUCGUGCGAAGAGAAAGGCAUUUGGAAUUAUCCCCGUGGUGAAAAGAAUCGAUACAUUGGCAGCAGAGUUCCCAGCAAACACCAACUAUCUUUAUAUGACAUACAAUGCAACUGAGAAUGAUAUUGCCUUUGACGAGCACGGAACCAUGGUGCUUGGAUCUGGUGACUACCGUAUUGGAUCAUCCGUCGAAUUUGAUUGGUGCGCUGUUUCAACUGCCAGAGCUUUGAGGGAGGCAGGAAAGAAAACUAUUAUGGUGAACUACAACCCAGAAACAGUCUCGACUGACUUUGAUGAAGUUGAUAGGUUGUAUUUUGAGGAACUUUCAUACGAACGGGUCAUGGAUAUUUAUGAGCUUGAAGCCGCCGAGGGAAUCGUGGUUUCAGUUGGUGGCCAACUUCCUCAAAAUAUAGCAUUAAAACUUCAACAACAACAUGCAAACGUUCUUGGAACAAGUCCUGUGGAUAUUGACAAAGCAGAGGAUAGGCAGAAGUUUUCUAGCAUGUGUUCGGAACUCGGAAUUGAUCAACCUGCUUGGAAGGAGCUUACGUCUGUUGAAGAUGCACAGAAAUUUGCUGAAGAAGUUCAGUAUCCAGUUAUUGUUAGGCCAUCGUAUGUUCUCUCUGGUGCCGCAAUGGCAACCAUAUAUUCUGCAGAGGAGUUGGCUUCCAAGUUAAAAAAUGCUUCGAAGGUUUCCAAGGAUCACCCUGUGGUUAUUUCUAAGUUCAUACAAGGAGCAAAGGAGAUCGAUGUGGAUGCAGUUGCAGCUAAUGGUAAGGUUAUCGUGCAUGCAAUUUCCGAGCACGUGGAAAAUGCUGGAAUUCAUUCUGGUGAUGCAACGUUGGUUCUCCCACCACAAAAUUUGGACAGCUCGAUUCUUAGAAGAUUGAAGGAGAUUUCUGACAAGGUUGCUGCUGCUUGGAAGAUCACUGGUCCUUUCAAUAUGCAAGUGAUCAAGGCAGAGAAUCCAAAGACCGGCAUACCUGAUUUAAAGGUGAUUGAAUGUAAUAUUCGUGCCUCCAGAUCAUUCCCAUUUGUCUCAAAAGUCCUUGGAUGCAAUUUUAUUGAGGCCGCAACAAAGGCAUUGAUCGGAAAGGCACCUAAGCCAAGAAAUCUAAUGGCUGAGAAACAUGAUUACGUUGCUACAAAAGUUCCACAGUUCUCAUGGACCAGACUUGCUGGUGCAGAUCCAUUCCUUGGAUGUGAGAUGUCUUCGACCGGAGAGAUUGCUUGUUUUGGCAAGACUUUAACAGAAGCAUACUGGACAUCCAUACAGGCAACAAUGAAAUUUAGAGUUCCUGUUCCUUCUGAAGGAAUUCUCUUUGGAGGAAAUACAGACGCAGAAUAUCUGGGAAUAGUGGCAAAGACCAUUGAGCCAUUGGGUUAUAAAUUCUACGCUUCAUCUCAAAGGGUUGCUGACUACUUGAAGCAGCACACAAGUCAAAAUGUUACUGUGAUUCACUUCCCAGUAGACAACAAAAGGGCAAUCAGAGAGAUGCUUACAAAGUACAAUAUUCAAUGUGUGUUCAACCUUGCCAAGAGCAGGGCCAAGAGUAACACCGAUCCAGAUUAUAUCAUGAGGAGAAAUGCCAUUGACUUUGGUAGAACUUUGUUCUCGGAACCAAAGACUGCCAUGCUAUUUGCCCAAUGCUUAGCAGAGAAACUGCCUGAAAGACUCUCCAAUCUGAAGAAGAAGGAACUUAUCAUCCCACCAGAGGUCAGAAGAUGGAGUGAAUAUCUUGGCGGAAAGCCGGUUUAA
Brettanomyces bruxellensis is the source of this 3492-nucleotide messenger RNA. RefSeq names its product carbamoyl-phosphate synthase (glutamine-hydrolyzing) cpa2 (gene CPA2). The record is from RefSeq and is a predicted model, not a curated record. Gene Ontology annotation, biological process: 'de novo' pyrimidine nucleobase biosynthetic process; L-citrulline biosynthetic process; UTP biosynthetic process. Gene Ontology annotation, cellular component: cytoplasm; cytosol. NCBI's taxonomy places the organism in Eukaryota, Fungi, Ascomycota, Pichiomycetes, Pichiales, Pichiaceae. The coding region runs from base 1 to 3492 and encodes 1163 amino acids. The transcript has a single exon. Gene Ontology annotation, molecular function: ATP binding; metal ion binding; dihydroorotase activity.